This is a messenger RNA of Phytophthora nicotianae INRA-310, 132 nucleotides long. RefSeq lists its product as hypothetical. NCBI's taxonomy places the organism in Eukaryota, Oomycota, Peronosporomycetes, Peronosporales, Peronosporaceae. The record is from RefSeq and is a predicted model, not a curated record. The coding region runs from base 1 to 132 and encodes 43 amino acids. The transcript has a single exon.
AUGAACGUGAACCAGCUGAAACACUAUCGUGGAAGGUGGAUCCGACCGUUCAUGGAUGAAGUUCCUGUCGGUCUGGAUGACGAGCCAUCGAAUGAGCCUUUGGAAGUGUCCGACCUACCUGCGUCUAUUUGA